GCUGAGGACCACUGUAGAAAUCCGUUUCUCCGCCACAUCCGCUGCGCUCCGUCACCGCUGGAGAGCAAUAAACGGUGUCUCUAUCAGCCGCCUCACCCCGAAAACACCAACUUCGUUCAAAGUUCUCUCCUCCACAGACGCUUCAUCUGUCGGUUACAUCUGAAUUUAAAUAAUUUUCGUUUGUAACGCCGCCAGCCGCUGGCUAAUUCACCCUGUGCGCUCUGGUUUGCGCUCUCCGCUGCAAGUCCAGAUCAUUUCUACUGAUUCGUCGGAACGGCAACCGAGUCGUGAAGUCUCCGCAGUCACGUGAUAGAGACAAGACCGAAGAGAGGCAGUGUGUGUGUGUGUGUCUCCGUGUGUAGUUACAGGGGUGUCCCUCCUCCGUAUUUUUUUAUGCAGCUUGCCAUGCUGUAGACGCCGGAGCGCAGGGAGAGAAGCAGGAUUAAGGGAGGUGCGCCGGUCUCUCACCGGGCUACCUGUCUGUCUCUCCAGUCUUACUUCUGGUCCCCAUCGGUCCCUCCUCGUCCUUUCUGCGGUUGGCUUGAUUGCGCUGGCUCAAAAAGAAACAAAGAGCAUAAAACAGGUUGUUUUUUUCCACGUGCCUGCCAAAAGGAGGAUUGUGGCUCUUUCCGAUUUUUUUAUUUUCUAUUUUAUUUUUCUUCUUUGGGAUCUCCGUUUGGACCGCGUAGGACAGCCGUUCUGAGCUUGGAUGAGCCGCCUCACUGAAAUCCCGAGAUGGAGUUGAUGCUGAUGUGCUUCUCCGUUUGGAUAUUGCAGAGCAAUUCAGCCAAAGCGGACUCGAUCAUUCAUAUCGGUGCCAUUUUUGAGGAAAACGCUGUGAGAGACGAUGAGAUUUUCCAGCUUGCCAUCUCAGACCUGAGUCUGAACGAUGACAUUUUGCAGAGUGAGAAAAUAACCCACUCUGUGAAACUUAUUGAGCCUAACAACCCCUUCCAGGCUGUGCAGGAAGCAUGUGAGUUAAUGAACCAGGGGAUCCUUGCUCUGGUGACGUCCACAGGCUGUGCAGCCGCAAGUGCCCUGCAGUCUCUGACAGAUGCAAUGCACAUCCCCCACCUUUUCAUCCAAAGAAACGGGGAUGGCGGACCCCGGACCGCCUGCCAGCUCAACCCCAGCCCAGACGGAGAGAGCUACACGCUGGCUGCCCGUCCGCCUGUUCGAAUCAACGACGUCCUGCUCACCCUCAUCUCGGAGUUCCGUUGGCAAAAGUUCAUCAUCUUUUAUGAGAGCGACUACGAUAUCCGAGGUCUGCAAACCUUUAUGGACCAGGCGUCACGGCUUGGUCUGGAUGUGUCCUUGCAAAAGGUGGACCGCAACGUCAGUCGAGUAUUUACUGACCUUUUCAACACGAUGCGUACUGAGGAGCUCAACCGAUACCGGGAUACUUUGCGGCGGGCCGUGCUACUCAUGAGCCCUCGCGGAGCACAGGUCUUCAUCCACCAGGCUGUAGAAACCAACCUGGCAUCCAAGGACAGUCACUGGGUGUACGCGAAUGAGGAGGUAAGUGAUGCAGACAUCAUGGAGUUGGUUCACAGCUCUUUGGGCCGGAUGACAAUCAUUCGUCAGAUUUUCCCAUUGUGGAGGGACACCAACGUUCGCUGUAUGAGGAACAAUCAUCGCAUUUCCUCCCUGCUGUGUGAUCCACAGGAAGGCUACCUGCAGUCUCUUGAGGUGUCCAAUCUCUACCUGUACGACAGCGUUUUGAUGCUGGCCAACGCAUUUUAUAGAAAACUGGAGGACAGGAAGUGGCACAGCAUGGCCAGUCUGAACUGCAUGAGAAAGUCCACAAAGCCUUGGAAUGGAGGAUGGUCCAUGCUGGACACCAUUCAGAAGGAACGGAUCAGUGGUCUGACGGGACUGAUGGAUUUUCGUGCUGAAGGAUCCAAUCCACACGUACAGUUUGAGAUCCUUGGAACCAGCUACAGUGAGACAUUUGGGAAGGAUGUGAAACGGCUGGCAUUUUGGGACUCUACUCGUGGAUUAAACGGUAGCCUGAAGGAGAAUCGAAUUGAAAGCGGUAUGCAGGGAGUGACGCUCAAGAUUGUAACGUUACUGGAAGAACCUUUUGUGAUGGUGGCAGAGAAUAUUCUGGGUCAACCCAAAAGAUACAAAGGUUUUUCAAUCGACGUCCUGGAUGCCCUCGCCAAGAUCCUCGGGUUCAAGUAUGACAUCUACCAAAUUGGUGAUGGGAAGUAUGGAUCAGCACUCCCUAAUGGAUCCUGGAAUGGCAUGAUAGGAGAAUUAAUUGCCAAGCGAGCAGACCUGGCCGUGUCAGCCAUCACCAUCACACCUGAGCGCGAGAGUGUGGUUGACUUCAGCAAGCGCUACUUGGAUUACUCAGUGGGAAUUCUGAUGCACAAAUCUGAGGAAAAGAUCAACAUUUUUUCCUUACUGGCUCCGUUUGACCUGGCGGUGUGGGCAUGCAUUGCUGCAGCCAUCCCCGUGGUGGGAAUCAUGAUUUUUCUGCUCAGACGCAUUCAGGCCGUGCGGUGUCACAACAGCACGGGCCACCCUCCUCCUUCAGCCUCCACUUCCCUUCAGAGCGCCAUCUGGAUCGUCUAUGGCGCUUUCGUGCAACAAGGCAGCGACUCCAUCCUGGGCUCGGUGGCUCUGCGUAUCGUCAUGGGCAGCUGGUGGCUUUUCACCCUCAUCGUGUGCUCGUCCUACACAGCCAACCUGGCUGCCUACCUCACUGUGUCGCGCAUGGACAACGCAGUUCGGUCAUUCCAGGACCUGGCCAAACAGUCGGACUUCGCUUACGGGACGGUGAGGGACUCGGCCGUGUACGAGUAUUUUUACGCCAAAGGCACCAACCCUCUGGAACAGGACAGCACCUUCGCCGAGCUCUGGAAGAUUAUCAACAAGAACAAUGGCUUUGAGAACUCCGUCUCCAGCCCGUCAGAGGGCAUCAGGAAGGCAAAGCGAGAGUCCUAUGCCUUUCUGUGGGACAUGGCGGUGGUGGAGUAUGCUGCUCUGACAGACGAUGACUGCACACUGUCGAUAGCAGGAAACAGCAUAAGCACCCGGGGGUACGGCAUGGCCCUGCAGCACGGCAGCCCUUACAGAGACCUUUUCUCUCAGAAGAUUUUGGAGCUUCAGGAAAAAGGCGAUCUUGACAUUCUGAAGCAAAAGUGGUGGCCGAAGAAAGGUCGCUGCGACCUGCAAAGCCACACGGAUGCUCAGCCUGAGGGACGGGCGCUACGCCUCCACAGCUUCGCCGGGGUGUUCUGCAUCCUCGCUGCUGGGUUGCUGCUUGCUCUUCUCGUGGCUGCACUGGAAACAUGGUGGAACAGCAACCACUGCCGGAGAGAGAAGCCCAAAGAGGACAAAGAGGUGAACUUGGAACAGGUCCACCAGCGAUUGAACAGCCUCCUGGAUGAGGACUUAGCCCACAAGCAGCUGCCAGGCCAAUCUAUUGAGAUCUCUGCCUUGGACGUUGGCAGUAUGCAGCCCAGCCAUUCUCUGGAGGCCUUGUCUGUUCGAGACUACCCUACACACAGAGGGCCACCACCUCUGUCUGUGACCAGCUUCCUGCAGGAGGGUCACAGGGCAGGGAGGACACUAGGAGCGGCCACUGGCAGGACCUUGCCUCUGCCACUCAGCAGUGCCACCAUGCCCUCCAUCCGGUGCAAGCACAGGGCACCUAAUGGGGGGCUAUUCCGGCAGAGCCCAGUCAAGACACCCAUGCCAUUGGCCUACCAGCCAGCACCAGGAGGACCCAUCCCAGAAGCUGGUGAACACAGCCACGGGACAUCCAUUUAAGCACGACGAACACUCACAGACAGUCAAAUAGUAGAGUGAACUAAAACGGAGUGCCUACAGUAUCUGGAGAUAUAAAUAAACACUCAAAAACUUAUUAGCAGUGUUCAAGCCAGUGAAAUGACAUGGACACUGAGACUUUACUGUACAUAUGUGUAAGUACAAAGAAAGAGAAGCAACAUUUAAAAGUGUAUUUUGAAUAUUCAACUGUUCAGUUUAAAAAAUAUAAAAGUAUUGAAAAAAUGACUGUUCAAAAGGCUUUGUAAAUUUUGUUCUAAAUGAAUAAAGGUGACAAUUCUUUGUGGUUGUUUUCUAAGUGCCAAGUUCAAAGAUGUUUUCUUUUAAAUCAACAUUAACUGAUUGUACUGUGAUACAUGACAAAAACAUUUCACACUUGGAAAAAAAAAACACAUUGGAAGAGUUGAUUUUGUUUCAUAGAAAAACAAUAAAACUAUAACAAAAACA
Nothobranchius furzeri (turquoise killifish) is the source of this 4242-nucleotide messenger RNA. It is a transcript of the gene grid1a, whose product is annotated as glutamate receptor, ionotropic, delta 1a. Gene Ontology annotation, biological process: synaptic transmission, glutamatergic; modulation of chemical synaptic transmission; monoatomic ion transport. The record is from RefSeq and is a predicted model, not a curated record. NCBI's taxonomy places the organism in Eukaryota, Metazoa, Chordata, Actinopteri, Cyprinodontiformes, Nothobranchiidae. Gene Ontology annotation, cellular component: plasma membrane; postsynaptic density membrane. Gene Ontology annotation, molecular function: transmitter-gated monoatomic ion channel activity involved in regulation of postsynaptic membrane potential; glutamate receptor activity.